UAGAUAGUAAAUUAACGCCUAUCAAGUAUAACAUAGUUUACAGAAACAGAACUUUAAUAUGGAGAAUGCGUGGAUUAUUUUUAACAAAGACUCUCCAGAUCACUAAUAAGAAGAGGUUUGAACAUGAAAUACUUGAUCAAGACAAUAGCGCUGACGUUGGUUCUAGUUGUCACCGUGGCAUUAUUUAAUAAAUUUUCUGCAAUCAUUUUUGGUUAUGAAAUACACACGGAAAUUCUUAGUAUGACCGCUAGAGGCAACCAGUGUCGUCCACAAGAUAUUUAUGCUUAUUCGGCCAUUGGAAAGCUAAAUGUUAAUUGGAUUAAAUAUGACUCAAUAGUAAUUACUGGAUGGUGUAAAGGAAAUGACCAAUUCAACUGCAUAUUGUUUACUAGUGACCAACAGCAUGCGUUUGUAAAAGCAACGCGCUGGCGGCAGUACUCACAAGGAAGUCCAAAAAUGUAUGCCUGUCAGUUUAUAUGUGAUAUAACAAACAAAUCUAUUACUCAUAUUAGUAUCGUUAAAAAUGGUGCUUCUGAUAACUCGUGUUCACAAGUACUUAAAGUAACUUAUCCAACAAGACAACAAGAUAAGCUAGCUGUAUGUUCUAAAAUGGCGUACGGCACUGAAAAACCUAUCAAACUUAUUGAGUGGUUCGAAUACAAUCUUUUGAUGGGAGUAGACAGGUUUAUAACGCUGGUCCAACCAUUAAAUAGGGACGCUUUUAAAGUGUUGAAAUAUUACCAGAAGAAAGAUGUUUUAGACAUGGGUAUAUUUCCUGCUCCGUUACCAGGGGAAGCAACAGCUAACACUUUGGAUUGCAAGAUAAAGGACAGAAAGGAGUGUUUUAAAAAUUACAGCUACGACGAAAUGAAAGAUAUCCCUUGGAAAGUUUUCCGGCGGCCUUCACCCCAGGGGGAACACGACCAACAGGUUGCUUUAUACCACUGCUUAGAGACAUUCCAAGGUUAUGAUUUCGUGGCUAAUGUUGAUUUUGAUGAAUUCAUUGUACAUUCACAGUUUAAACAGUUCAAAGAUUACUUGAAGAACGAUUUAAUGCCAAGAUAUCCGACUGCUGCUGGGUUUACUUUGAAUCAUUCAUACUUCAUUGAAGACUGGGGAGUGUCUGGAGAUGGAUUUCUACAGAUAUCUCGCUUUGUAACGAGAUUAGAUCCUCGAUUAUUAAAUUAUAAAAAUAUUGUUAUUCCCAGCAGACUAGCUGAUAUACAUACCCACAACCUGAAAGAAAAACCGGGAUACACAAGAGUCUAUCUCAAAAGUCACGAUAUGGUUGUUCAUCAUUAUAGAACUUGUCCUACUGUUGCAUAUUGGAAGGACUGUCUGAAUUUUCCAAAAUAUAAAGAUUUAAAAAUGAAUCACGUUAGACCGGAAAUGGAGGCGCGGGUACUUCGAGUUUUAAAGGAACUUGGGCUUCAUGAGCGAAAAUACAUAAUGUGAUAUUAAGUGCUAUACAACACUCGUGGUGAUGUGCGACUGAAGUAGUCAGAGAUUUCUAUUAACAACACAUAAUGGAAUGAAUUAAGGACGUUUAUUUAUAUCCUUCCUGGUUUGUUCACACACGAACUAAUUAGGUCUGAAACGACAUUGAAAAGAGAACAACGUUAAAUAACAAACAACCUAAGACAAGAUGUCCGUGUUCACAGAUAUGGGCAGAGCUAAACAUCAACAUCAAUAUAAUUGACGAUCUCAAGCAAUAAAUAUUUUACAAAUGUAUACAUGAAACUUUCAUAAAGAAAAAAAGUGGUAGGUUUAUGACAUGAAGGCACCGGGCGAUAUCUUUUUGCGCCAAAAAUGAAGUCAUUUGAGCAACAACUUAUUUGCACCAAUGCUACUUCUGCGCCACUUCAUUUUAAAAAAUUAAGAUAUCAUUUGCGCCAAUAAAAUAAUCAUCUAAUUCCGUCAAUUCUAUGAAUUUAUUUUGACUUAUAUAUAUCAACUAAAUGAUUGACUUCAUUCCUCCUUUAUCACAGCUUUAAUGUAUGUCGAAUGUAUGUGAAGCAUAAAAUUGUUUGUUGUAAUGAGAGUAGAAUGAUUCAGGUCUGUUAUUUGGUCUUUUCAGCCAAUACUGAAGGAGGAAACAACGCAUUAUCCUCUAUGUAUGCUGAUAACACGUACUCAGUGAAGUCUUCUACGUACCUUUGUAUCACUUGGCAUAUCAGGAAUUAAAUCAUCAACAAAGCUAUCAUCCACAUAUUCUGGUUUUAGGAACGCUAAUCCGAAAAAAUGGUAUAACCAUUUACUUAUGUUAGUUCUAUUUUUGUUAUAUUCUUUCCCAAGACAUAAAUUCUGUAUUUUCCUCCACCAAGCCACAUAUCAGACAUCUUUACAAUUUGAAAAACUAUUCUAUUACUGAACAUUUUGAUUAUUGGUGAGUUUUCUUAAUUUUGAUGAGUGUUCAGUUUAAUCUAAAGUGGAUAUGUUACAUGUAUGAUAUAGGUAAAACAAAAAAUACAGGUAAAUGUGGCGCAAUUUGAUUCCAUUUAUUGGCGCAAUUAAUAUCAUCAGAAAAAUAGAGAGUGGCGCAAUUAAUACCUUUUCAAAACUGUAAUUGGCGCAAAUUGAUUCUGCCUAAGGCACCCCUCCCCCUUUCCCAAAUAUAUAGAAAAAUAUAUAUGCACAACAUUGAUUGAAUUAAAGCUGACUUGUCUGGACAAGACUAUAGGCGAGGACAUUCAUGUUGUACCGACAUCUUCAUAAAACCACCAAGUUUGCAUUUUCGUGACAUUGUCCUGUGUUUCUUUUUAUUAUUAAAACAAUACUAUUUUGA
Messenger RNA from Mytilus californianus (California mussel), 2785 nucleotides. RefSeq lists its product as uncharacterized. The coding region runs from base 124 to 1455 and encodes 443 amino acids. Lineage: Eukaryota; Metazoa; Mollusca; Bivalvia; Mytilida; Mytilidae. The transcript is spliced from 7 exons. The record is from RefSeq and is a predicted model, not a curated record.